Molecule: messenger RNA, 321 nt
Organism: Suillus clintonianus
Lineage: Eukaryota; Fungi; Basidiomycota; Agaricomycetes; Boletales; Suillaceae
Exons: 1
Source: RefSeq, a predicted model, not a curated record
UCGUACCUCCUCGACCCACCAUCCGAACUCAAACAGCGAGGUCUACACCCCGCGUUUCACGCACACUUACUUCGAUUCCACGUGCCCAAUGACAACCGACGAUUCCCUGGGAGACAGCUCAGCCAAAUAUCUGAUAUUGGUUGUCUUGAGGAAUGGUCUGUCUCUCAUUUAACUGAUCACAACGGACAAGGUACUGACUCUCUCUUUGAGGUUGAAUAUUCAACCGGGGAUCGAGUCUGGCUUCCUUACCACGAAGUGUCGAGACUCAAGGCCUUAGUACAGUACCUGGAGGCAUUGGGCGUCCCCGGUAUCAAGCAUCUU